UGCAGACUGCUUCUACAGACAUUUGUAAAAGAAUGGGUUGCUCUCAGGAGUUCAGUGAAUUCAAGCGUGGUACCGUGAUAGGUUGCCACCUGUGCAAUAAGUCCAUCCGUGAAAUUUCCUUGCUACUAAAUAUUCCAUGGUCAACUGUUAGUGGUAUUAUAAAAAAGUGGAAGCAACUGGGAACAACAGUAACUCAGCCACAAAGUGAGCGGGGUCAGCGCAUGCUGAAGCGCAUAGUGCAUGGAAGUCCCCAACUGUCUGCAGAAUCAAUAGCUAAAGACCUCCAAACUUCAUGUUGCCCUCAGAUUAGCACAACGACAGUGCAUAGAGAGCUUCAUAGAAUGGAUCUCCAUGGC
This is a messenger RNA of Staurois parvus, 356 nucleotides long. The record is from the annotation of a GenBank genome assembly. NCBI's taxonomy places the organism in Eukaryota, Metazoa, Chordata, Amphibia, Anura, Ranidae.